CGCCGCCCGGCUGCCCACCUGGCGACGUGACGCUGCACCAAUCCCCUUCGAGCUGCUCCUAGGCCCCCGCUGCUUGCACCGCCCUCCUCCCGACCCUGAAAGAGGCGCACCCUGCUCGGGCAGACACUGCGCUCUCGCCCUCGGAGCACCCACCCCUCUAGCUUCUUGGUCUCCAGGACGGACGCUCAGGCUCUGCUCUCGCCGUAGCCAAACUUGCUUUCCCGCCUCUCCAACUCCGGCUUCCCUCCACUCCUAACUCUUUUCCCUCCACUUUCCCCUUCUCUAUCACCCACGCCACAAACCCAGGUCCCCCAUUCCUUCCCUCCUCCUUCUCCUUUCCUUCGACUUGUUCGAUUCCACCUCAGACUCCCCGAGCGUGCCUCAGUCGCCUGCUCCCAUUAGGCUCAAAGCCAUGGCGGGACCUGGCGGUUGGAGGGACAAGGAGGUCACGGAUCUGGGCCACUUGCCGGAUCCAACUGGAAUAUUCUCACUGGAUAAAACCAUUGGCCUUGGUACUUAUGGCAGAAUCUAUCUGGGACUUCAUGAAAAGACUGGUGCAUUUACAGCUGUAAAGGUGAUGAAUGCCCGUAAGACCCCUUUACCUGAAAUAGGAAGACGAGUGAGAGUGAAUAAAUAUCAAAAGUCUGUCGGGUGGAGAUACAGCGAUGAGGAAGAAGAUAUCAGGACUGAACUCAACCUUUUGAGGAAGUAUUCUUUCCACAAAAACAUUGUGUCCUUCUAUGGUGCAUUUUUCAAACUGAGCCCCCCUGGCCAGAGGCACCAACUUUGGAUGGUGAUGGAGCUAUGUGCAGCAGGCUCAGUCACUGAUACAGUGAGAAUGACCAGAAAUCAGAGUCUGAAAGAAGAUUGGAUUGCUUACAUCUGCCGAGAAAUCCUUCAGGGCUUAGCUCAUCUUCAUUCACACCGUGUAAUUCAUCGGGACAUCAAAGGUCAGAAUGUGCUACUGACUCACAAUGCUGAAGUAAAACUAGUGGAUUUUGGAGUGAGUGCCCAGGUGAGUAGAACUAAUGGGAGGAGAAAUAGCUUCAUUGGGACACCAUACUGGAUGGCACCUGAGGUGAUUGACUGUGACGAGGACCCAAGAUGCUCCUAUGAUUACAGAAGUGAUGUAUGGUCUGUGGGAAUCACUGCUAUUGAAAUGGCUGAAGGGUCUCCUCCCCUGUGUAACCUUCAGCCCUUGGAAGCUCUCUUUGUUAUUUUGCGGGAAUCUGCUCCUAAAGUCAAAUCCAGCGGAUGGUCCCGCAAGUUCCACAAUUUCAUGGAAAAGUGCAUGAUAAAAAAUUUCCUGUUUCGUCCUACUUCUGCAAACAUGCUUCAUCACCCAUUUGUUCAGAAUAUAAAAAAUGAAGGACAUGUUGUUGAGUCAUUAAAGAAACAUCUUACUGGAAUCAUUAAAAAGAGACAGAAAAAAGGAGUACCUCUGAUCUUUGAAAGAGAAGCUAUUAAGGAGCAGUACACCAUGAGAAGAUUCAGAGGACCUUCUUGUACUCAUGAGCUUCUGAGACUGCCAACCAGCAGUAGAUGCAGACCACUUGGAGUCCUACACGGAGAACCCUCUCAGCCGAGGUGGUUACCUGAUCGAGAAGAGCCACAGGUCCAGGCACUUCAGCAUCUACAGGGAGCAGCCAGGGUGUUCAUGCCACUACAGGCUCAGGACAAUGCACCUAGGCCUCUACAGGGGCAAGCUCAGGCACCUCAGCGACUACAAGGGGCAGCUCGGGUGUUCAUGCCACUACAGGCUCAGGGUAAGGUUAAGGCAUCUAGGCCUCUACAGAUGCAAAUUAAGGCACCUCCACGACUACGGAGGGCAGCCUGGAUGCUCAUGCCACUACAGCCUCAGGUUAAGGCACCUAGGCCUCUACAAGUACAGUCCCAGGUACCCAAAGAGCAGCAGGCUGAUGCCCAACAUCAGGCAUCAGAAGAACUGCAAGAUCUGGACCAGGUACCAGAGGAAUUUCAGGGACAAGAUCAGGUACCUGAACAACAAAGGCAGGGCCAGGUCCCGGAACAGCAGCAAAGACAGAACCAGGUACCUGAACAGCAACCGGAGCAGAACCAGUCACCUGAACAGCCUGAGGUCCAGGAGCAGGCUGCUGAUCCCACACAGGCAGAGACUGAGGCAGAGGAGCCUGAGUCAUUACAAGUACAUGCCCAAGUGUUGCUGCCCCUACUGUCACAGAACCACCAUGUGCUGUUGCCACUACAUUUGGAUACUCAGGUGCUCAUUCCAGUAGAGGGGCAAACUGAAGGCUCACCUCAGGCACAGGCCCGGGCCCUUGAGCCCCUGCAGGCAGCUGGCUCAGUUCAAGCACUGGUAGAGGGACUAUCAAGAGACUUACUUCGAGCACCAAACUCGCAUAAUUCAAAGCCACUUGGUCCACUGCAAACCUUAAUGGAAAACCUGUCAUCAAACAUGUUUUACCGUCAACCAGAACAGGCACGGAAGAAAAAAUCAAUGGUUUCUAGUCUAAGGCAGGCAUUGGCCAAAAUACUCUCACCGAAGAAAUUCCGGAUAAAGUUAUCACGAAGACCUGAAGAAUCUGAGCUCUCAGAUUUAGAAGCCCACAGGCAAAGGCGCCAACGCAGCAUGAGGCAUGAGGAAGAACUGAGACAAGUUGCACAUGACAAAAAAGAUGAAUCAUCAGACAAUGAUGAAGUAUUUCAUUCAAUUCAGGCUGAAGUACAAAUAGAACCAUUGCAACCAUACGUUCCUAAUCCUAAAGGAAAUGAAGUCCAAGAGAGAUCUGCUUCAAUGCCUUACAAUCAGGAUUAUGCACACCAUGUCAAGUUCUCUUCAAGUGUUCCUCGGCGAUCUCUUUUGGAACAAGCUCAGAAGCCAGUUGACAUCAGACAAAGGAGUUUGCAAAAUCCUCAGAAUUGCCCAGCAACAUCAGAAUCUUCUGAGGAAGAGAGUCCCAUGACCUGGAGGAGGUCCCAGUCAUCACCGCCUUAUUCUACUAUUGAUCAGAAGUUACUGGUUGAUGUCCAUGUUCCAGAUGGAUUUAAAGUAGGAAAAAUAUCACCCCCCCUUUACUUGACAAAUGAAUGGGUGGGCUAUAAUGCACUCUCUGAAAUCUUCCGGAAUGAUUGGUUAACUCCUGCACCUGUCAUUCAGCCACCUGAAGAGGGUGGUGAUUAUGUUGAACUUUAUGAAUCUGGUGCUGGUAUUGAUGGUGGUGAUGAUUCUAAUGAUGUUUAUGAAGAUACCAGUGACCAUAACAACAGCAAUGUCUUGGAUAACCAGGUCGAUCAGGCUGUUGAUGUCGGUGAAGACCAUGAUGAUGAUGGCAAGGAUGAGGCUGUUGAUGGCAAAGGCAAUAAUUGUGAUGAUGAUCCUAGUUGGCCAAGGCCAAGUUAUGACAGAAGUAGGAGCUGCAAACAAGAUGGUAGAGAUGGAACUGAUAGAGAAGAAGGAACCUGCAGCAGCUAUGGACGCCAGAGAGCCAGUAGUAGCAAUGGAAGAAGUGCAGCCAGUGGGAGUCAUGCAACCAUUGGAGACCAUGAAGAGCACAGAGCCAAUAUAUGCACUGGAAACAGUGGCAAGGAGGGUAACGAAGGUAAGGGAGUCAAUGGAACCACUGAAGAGAGUGGAGCCCUUGAAUUCAAUGGAGGAGAAACUUGCUCAGAGACAGAUGGUCCAGGAUUGGAGAGACCAACAUCCCAGGACUUUGAACAUCAACAGAAGGAGCAAGAUGGUAGAAGUGAGGCCUCAAAUGCCAUUGUCUCAGGUAGUGUACCCGCAGUACAUGAUGAUGAGGGUGACAGUAUGGACAUAUCAGAAGCAUCAACAGAAUCAGAUUUUUCUGCCAGCCACUCAUCUCCUUCCUAUGGUUGUGGGAGGACUGCAACUGUUGACUUUGCCAGUGCCAUCUUAUAUGCUGGGUUAGUGAAAGUACUUAAAAAAUCACCUAAGCGAACCCCUGAAGUCAAUGUUAACCCACUAUAUGUCUCUGCUGAAUGUAAAAAACCACUAAUCCACAUGUAUGAAAAGGAAUUCACUUCUGAGAUCUGCUGUGGUUCUUUGUGGGGAGUGAAUUUGCUGUUGGGAACCCGAUCCAAUCUGUAUCUGAUGGACAGAAGCGGAAAGGCAGACAUUACUAAGCUUAUAAAGCGAAGACCAUUCCAUCAGAUUCAAGUUGUAGAGCCUCUCAAUUUGCUGAUUACCAUUUCCGGCCGUAAGAACAGACUUCGGGUGUAUCAUUUGACCUGGCUGAGGAACAAGAUUUUGAAAGAUGAUCCAGAAAGUAAAAGAAGACAAGAGGAAAUGCUAAAGACAGAAGAAGCCUGCAAAGCUAUUGAUAAGUUGACAGGCUGUGAACACUUCAGUGUCCUCCAACAUGAAGAAACAACAUAUAUUGCAAUUGCUUUGAAAUCGUCAAUUCACCUUUAUGCAUGGGCACCAAAGUCCUUCGAUGAGAGCACUGCUAUUAAAGUGAUAUGCACUGAUCAAUCAGCAGACUCUGAAGGAGACUACAUGUCCUAUGAAGCCUAUAUACGAAUACUGGCAAAAAUACAGGCAGCUGAUCCAGCGAAUCGGUUUAAGAGACCAGAUGAGCUCCUUCAUUUUCUGAAGCUCAAGGUAUUUCCAACACUUGGUCAUAAGCCAGUGACAGUUGACCUGGCUAUUGGUUCUGAAAAAAGACUAAAGAUUUUCUUCAGCUCAGCAGAUGGAUAUCACAUCAUUGAUGCAGAAACUGAGGUUAUGUCUGAUGUGACCCUGCCAAAUAAUAAUAUCAUCAUUUUUCCUGAUUCCUUGGGAAUUGGCGUGAUGCUCACUUUCAAUGCUGAAGCCCUUUCUGUGGAAGCAAAUGAACAACUCUUCAAGAAGAUCCUUGCAGUGUGGAAAGACAUACCAUCUUCAAUGGCUUAUGAGUGUACACAGCGAACCACAGGAUGGGGCCAAAAGGCCAUUGAAGUCCGCUCUUUGCAAUCAAGGGUUCUGGAAAGUGAACUGAAGCGCAGGUCAAUUAAGAAGCUGAGAUUCCUGUGUGCCCGAGGUGACAAGCUGUUCUUUACCUCUACCCUGCGCAAUCGCCACAGCCGGGUUUAUUUUAUGACCCUUGGAAAACUUGAAGAGCUCCAGAGCAAUUAUGGUGUUUAAAAGGUUCCAAUGAUUUAUUACAACAUUUACAAACUUCAUAAGCACACAAUUUGCAUCUUAAACUUUCUGAGAUUAAAUGAGCAUUCAGUUUUAUUGUUAGGGAAAAAUUAAAUCAUAUUCUUUACUUUUAAUGUAGCACACAAUAGUUUUAAUGAUAAAUGCACCUUUAUAUAUAAAAUUAACUAUAGCAAGCUCUAUGUACUCCAAUGGUGUACAACGUCUUUUGCACAAACUUCGUAACUUUUGUCACUGUGAAUUGAAAUGUUACUCUUUGGACAGUUUGGACAGUAUCUAUAUUCAGAUUUUACAACAUGGAGUAAAGAAACCCGCAAUGAGUUAGAUUCCAAGAAGCUUUCAAAAGAAUUUGCCCUGAAUGAAGCUUUUCAGAAAAAAUAAAAAUAACAACAAAUCACAUGUGAAUUCGCACUCAUAUAAAGAACCAAAGGUUAGAUUAUGGAAUGAAAAUAAUAAUCUAUGCUAUAAGCUAGACUAAGGCUGAACAACCUGCAUGCUUGGAAAAAACUACAGUGAUAAAGGGGAAAAGGCCACCCAUUUCCUCACUGCUCCAUGACAGUUAAGCUCACAGUCAGAGACCAGUUUUGUUAUUUUCAUCCCAUGUUAAGCUGGUUUUCUCCUGAGAAGAAGAAAUAAAAAAGCCUCAGAUGCUUGAUUUUCCUCAGAACCCCCAAAGAUGUGCAAUAGCUGUUUUUAAAAACCACCAAAUAAUAUACCUGCAAGCCUAAAUACAAGACUGAACUCCUAUACACAUGUACUGUAGAAUGAGUUUUUUCAUUUUUUGUUUUUUUAAAUACUUUAAAAUAGGUGUCAAAGUCUACUCUUAAGGACAGAUUAGUUGACUUAUCAAAAUUCUUAUCUGGCCAGCAAUGUGACCAUCAGAUGGCAUUAAAUAUUUUCUCAAUCCCAGAUUAAACUAUAUAAAAUUUUUUCCUCUAGUUAUUAAGCAAAAACAACAAAAUGUAACAACAAAAAUCCUUCAGCUGUUAAUACUUGUGAUUUUCAUAUUUCUAUUUCUGUAAAAUCAGAAUGUAAAAGUGAUAAGUCCACUUAUAGAGACUUAACUGUAUAGGUAAAAAAAAAAAAAAAGGAAAAGAUUUUGAAAAAAAUGCAACUUUCAUCAAACACCCAAGUCUACAAAUUUAGAGUAGUGAACAUCAUGCUAGUCCACCGCCCCAGUGUAUUAUAGACGCCAUGGAUAGGUGGUGUUUGGUCACCAGUGGUAACUGUUACCUGGUGAAAAGCCUAAUUUCUGCAAAUCCAUCCUCAAUACCAUGGUUAGUUCUGGGGCAACAGAGAAGCAACAGAACUACCACAAGGUAUACCUCAGUAUAAUCCUCUAGCUCUGCUUCUAAAAAUCUGAAGACAGUGCUGGUGGGAUAAUAGUUUUCAAACUACCUGGUUAACCAGAAUAAAAAAGCAGCUGAUUAUGUGUGAUUUCAUGAUAGCACAGUAUUUCUUAGCACCCUGGUGCCAGGAAUGGCGAUUUGAAUUUUCCUAACAAUUUAUAUCAAGAGCGUAGUAGCUCAGUAAUGAGAACUUAGGAGAACCUGAAUCCAUGAACUGAAGAAGUAAAUGUGAUUCACAUUUCUUUUACUGUGACAAAAUAAUGUGAUCCUAAAGCUGGCUUAUCCUGAGAGUUUACAACUCAAAUGACUUUUUAAAUGUAGUAGUUUAAAGAGAAAACAAACUUUUUAUGUCAAAUUAUUUCCUUAGAAGUAGUCUUCAUUAUUAUAAAGUUGUACACCAAAAAGACCAUGGGGAACUCUGUGCAAGUACCUCAUUGCUGAGCAAAUGGAGUUUGCUAUGUUUCAAUUUCAGAAAAAUUUCUCACUUAAUAGUGUAGUAGAAGCAAGUCUUUUAAUAAUUCAUUUUUUUCUUCAUAAUAUUUACUCAGAGUUAAGGUUCAAAAUAAGUUUUAUCUUAAAAUCAUAUUUUUAAGGCAGUAAGACAGUAAACUAUUUUAGGAAGCCAACUCCCAUUGUGCCCUGUGGCUGUUGUUCUAGUAAAUAUAGAUAGUAGUGAACUGAAUCUAUAGGGAUGUUCCAAAGUAAACAAGCAAGAGACAUUGCCAAUGUGUAACUGAGCUUGAAAGGGUAAGGUGUUAUUGAAGAAGGGAAGCUGGGCCCAUAUUAAGAAGGGAGAUUGAAGUGUUGGGUAGCUAAAGGACUGAAAGAACUAAAAAUAUUUAAAGUGGUUUGGAGGUAAUGAAUAUUUUGGAUUUAGAUGUCAUUCCAUAUGGAAUUUUUACACACUUUUCUAGCUGAAAGAAAAAAGUGAACAGCCAAUUAAAUUUCAGUUAGUGCACAGUAAUAGACAAAAGAUAUUUUCUCUACACAUCACCUUGUAGCAGCAGCACCUGGCCUGUCACUGAAGUGUAGAGGAGGACUCCUGACUAGCCAAUUUCCCUAGCCUGGUGAUUUGAAGCAUGAAGUUCUGGCAGGUUGUGAGUAGCUUUGGGAUAGAGUACAGUUUGACGUCAGUGUACUUUAGUUUUUUCACCAAAGCCCUUUUCCAAAAUAAAACACAUUGUUGGAAAUAUUUGAAAACUAGAAAACAAGGUAUGAAAAAGGCUGACAAGAAAAGCUCUGAGUGAGUAGGUCUGUUGAAGAUCCUCAGUGGAAACAGUAAGAAAGAAUCAGCAUUAAGAUGGUAAAAUAAGCAAAGCAGAAAUCGCACAUGAACACACACCAUUAGAAUGCAUGAAUUUUAACAUUUUCAGUUCUACCAGUUUCUAGAUAAAUUAAUCACCAACUGUUUUCUGCCAGGACUCAUUUAAUUGAUACAGUAUACAUAAAACUGGGAAUAAUGCCACAUGUAUUCAAUGGGGUCUUUUAAGUACUCUUCAAUUCUUUUAAAAAAUGUGCCUGUUUAGGCACAGUCGCAAGGGGGCCAUCAGGUGAGAAACUGGGGAUCAACAGAGGUGAGGCUUAGAACCUCACCCCCCCCCCGUUUUGAGAGAAAGCUUCUGCAUCCGUGGAUGUUUUGUUGCCCUUGUCUAGCUUGGAUUAAUACUUAGUCUACAGGCACACACCUGAUCAUCUACAUUUGCCCUCUUACAGCACUAAACUAUGUUUUCUAGCUUUAUCUUGCAUCUACCUACCACUUCAGCAUUUUAUUAAAAGUAAUAAUAAUAAUAAUAAUAAUAAUAGUAAUAAGGGAGAAAUGUGGGAUUCACAUAUAAAUCAAGUAUAAAAAUCAAAUGAAUAAUCAUAUUUGACCUGAUUGUUUUUAGUUCAUAAUGCAUGAUCAAAACUGAAAGUUUCUGUGAUGACUGCCCUAGCACUGUUCACCAUGUAAGAACUUAUUCACUAUGUAAGAAUUUGUUCACCAUGUAAGAACUUAUUCACUGUGUAAGAAUUUGUUCACCAUGUAAGAACUUGUUCGUUGUGCUUCAGAAGAUUGGAGACUGUUGAGAAUUAGGCUUGGGGUUGAUUAAUGAUUGUGCAUUGAGUCCCCUACAUAGAAUUUUAUUGUUGUUAACAACCAUUUGAUCAAUAAAUAUGAGAGAUGCCCUCUCAAAAAAAAUGUGCCUGUUUAAAUCAAUUUGUACUCAAUCUGUGCUCUAACUUUAAAAAUUACUGAAGUAAUCUUUGAGACUCCUGAUUAUUUCAUCAGAAAGUCUGCAAUGAACUAUUGUUCAACCUCUAAAAAUAAAUAUUUUAAAAUUA
Messenger RNA from Manis pentadactyla (Chinese pangolin), 8808 nucleotides. It is a transcript of the gene NRK, whose product is annotated as Nik related kinase. Gene Ontology annotation, biological process: protein phosphorylation. Gene Ontology annotation, molecular function: protein kinase activity; ATP binding. The transcript is spliced from 29 exons. NCBI's taxonomy places the organism in Eukaryota, Metazoa, Chordata, Mammalia, Pholidota, Manidae. The record is from RefSeq and is a predicted model, not a curated record. Bases 413 to 5122 code for a protein of 1569 amino acids.